UGAGCGGGCCAUCCGCUCCUCCACAGGGCAGCAGCUUCCGGUUCCGGUAGUGCUGGGUCCACGAGGGUUUUCUUGCUUCUCUGCGGCGCCUGCUUGGCGAGCUGUUGGGCGGGAAGGACGGACGAUGCGGCCGCUCACGGAGGAGGAGACCCGCGCCCUCUUCGAGAAGCUCUCCAAAUACAUUGGCGAAAACAUCCAACUCCUUAUUGACCGGCCAGAUGGGGCCUACUGUUUCCGCCUUCAAAAGGACCGGGUCUAUUACCUCAGUGAGAAGAUCCUGAAGCUGGCUACCAACAUCCCGCGAGAGAACCUGGUGUCUCUGGGCACCUGCUUUGGAAAGUUUACCAAGACUCAGAAAUUCCGGCUCCAUAUUACCGCCCUCGAUUAUCUCGCUCCCUACGCAAAGUACAAAGUCUGGGUGAAGCCUGGGGCAGAGCAGUCUUUUCUUUAUGGAAACCACAUUCUGAAAUCAGGCCUGGGGCGCAUCACGGAGAGCACCGCACAGUACCAGGGCGUGGUGGUCUAUUCAAUGGCUGAUGUCCCUCUGGGUUUUGGAGUGGCAGCCAAGACCACCCAGGAGUGCCGGAAAACAGACCCCAUGGCGAUUGUCGUAUUUCACCAAGCAGAUAUCGGGGAGUACAUACGGCACGAGGAGACGCUGACUUAAAUCAAGGAGCAGAAAAACCCAAGGACUUUAUCCCAGAGACUUUUCCUAGACUUCCUAGCAACCUGUAGCCCUUCCCGUGCCGACGCGAAGGCCGGCUGUUUGAGUCCCUUCUUUCCAGGAAGAAUGGCGAGAGAAACUGUGUCAAGCGCCUGAUGGAAUGACGACAAGGAGGAGGGACCGUCCUCGCCUGGGGGUGGGGCUGUACUGUCAGGCCUGCUGUUUUCAGGGACAUGAUAAACUGACCCAGUAAAACAAUUUAAUGUUAA
Messenger RNA from Pogona vitticeps (central bearded dragon), 933 nucleotides. RefSeq names its product nucleolar pre-rRNA processing protein NIP7 (gene NIP7). Gene Ontology annotation, molecular function: RNA binding. Gene Ontology annotation, cellular component: nucleus. The record is from RefSeq and is a predicted model, not a curated record. Lineage: Eukaryota; Metazoa; Chordata; Lepidosauria; Squamata; Agamidae. Gene Ontology annotation, biological process: ribosome assembly.